AUGUUGAGUGCACUGUCUCAAGUCACAGGUGAUUCUAACAUCAACUUCGAUUCCGUGGUCAUCAACGCACCCAGUUUCCCCAACGGAGACGACAAGAACGUCUCAUACCCGUACUGGGAUUACGCUCCUGGUUCUAAGAAGAAGCUUUCUGGUGGCAACCAAUCCUGGACCAACCUGUUGGUGUGGGCGGGAUCGCAAUGGGCUGGUGGCGGCACCAACCAAUACCCCAACAAGGCCCAAUCCGUUUCUUCGUACGAGGUCCUCGAUCAGCUGAUUGCGUGGUACGCGAACAACUUCCCUAACCUCAAUCAAAUCGUUAUCGCUGGCCACUCCCUUGGCGCGCAGACUGUUCAGCGUUAUGCCACUGUUGGCAAGCCCUUCAGCUCUAUUGGAGUCGGCGUGCCUGUAACCUACUGGAUUGCCAACCCGAACAGUCUGGUCUGGUUGAACUCCUCUCGUCCCCUUUCGACUUCCAGCUGCGCAGGCUAUGAUAACUGGCGUGAAGGUCUCUCCAAUUACGCUACUUAUCCUAACGUCUACAACACCGGGCUAGUAGCCUCGGGUACCUCGGCAGUGCUUGCCAACUACCAGUCUAAGAACAAGGCUUACGCUCGCGGUACUCUCGAUAUGGGCGACGAUUCGUCUGGCUGUGCACCUUUCACUACUGGUUCCAACCGUCACGAACGAUUCUACUACUUCAUCAACUGGUGGACUCCUACUUGUGAAGCUCCUAACACACCAUCCGGCCACUGCGAUACUGUCGACUUGGUUGCUAUGGGCCACGAUGGUGGUGGUAUGAUGGCCUCUGCGGCUGGUCGUGCUCGUCUUUUCAGCGACAACUUCUAUGGUGACGGUGCAAGAUCUUACGACUUUGGUUACCCUCGCAUUCAAGCCAAUGUAGAUGACCCUUUCCCCGACCCUGCCUACAACUCGACUUCGGAUUCAGCCAACCAGACUGUCUACGCUGGCAACAUGACCUAUGCAGGCUGCUACACUGAUUCUGGCUCUCGUACCCUGGCUAACCUCAACUACGAUUCUACUUCCAACACGAUCGAGAAGUGUACCGCCGCCUGCGCCAGUGCGGGUUACUCUAUCGCGGGUAUGGAGUACGGUAGCCAGUGUUGGUGCGAUAACACGCUCGGUCCCUACACCCAGAAAGCCCUGGAUCUUGGUUGCUCUCAGCCUUGCUCUGGCAACACCACCGAGACAUGUGGUAACUCAGCUCGUCUGUCAGUCUACUCAAACGGCUCGCCUGUUCAGGCCGCUGCUCCCUCCAACCCUGAAGUUGUCGGCAACUAUUACUACGCUGGAUGCCACAACGAAUCAACUAGUGGCCGUGCUCUCUCUGCUACCUCAUACUCUGAUGGCAAGAACAUGACUUUGGAGAACUGUGCAGCCUUCUGCAAUGGCUACAAGUACUUUGGUAUCGAGUACGCAUCUGAGUGUUACUGCGGCUCGUACUUCGGCCCAGGCAGCGCUCUCGUUUCGGACAACACUUGCUCCAUGGUAUGUUCUGGCAACUCGCUUGAACUCUGUGGUGCAGGUGGCGCUCUNUCUGUCUACACGCUCAGCUCCGGCGCACCUGUCUCGACCAUCGUCCAAGGCUCGACUACUGCUGGUUCUUCACCAACAAACACAGGUGGUUCAUCAGCCUCCAGUCUCCCUUCUAGCAGUCUCUGCCCUGCUACCAAUGGACAGAACAUUGCGGACUCGAACAACGUUACCUACACUGUUGCUUGCAGCUCAGACACAAACGUCGGUUCGUACUCUAGCGCUCAGGCAAGUGGUUCGUACUUUGACUGCAUGGUUGCCUGUGACAAUGCAGCAUCGUCUGGAUGUGUGGCCUUCACCUACGUUGGAGGAGCACUUGGUUCUGGAUCAGGAACGUGUUAUCUGAAGAACAGCGUGGGCACCUUCACAGGAGCUGCUAACAACCUUGUAUCUGGAUCGAGAAUCUCGUCUGGUUCCACUGGAGGAGCUGUCACUACGACCACAUCCUCUGCCGCUCCUGCAGCCACUACCUACGCAGAUGGCUCGACACCUUCUGUAGGCGGUGUCACUUACGCUAUCGAGGUCAACGUGACAUACUCUGGCCAAACCUUGGCUCUCUCGAAGAAGCGUGCGGCUGUCGUCGUUGGCGACUGUUUGAACACUUGCGCUCAGAGCACCUCGUGUGUCGGAACCGCAUUUGACGGAUCAGCCUGCACAUACUUUGGCUCAAUUGACAACAGCACAAAGGUGUCUGCUCCUGGCACGACUUUUGCAACCGUCAAGGCCCGUUCGACAGCUACCUCGACCUCCUCGAGCGCUACAGGAGUUCCUUCUGCCUCGCUGUGCCCCAGCGCCAACGGCCAAACCAUCAAUGGAUACGUUGUCAGCUGUUCGUCCGACACGAACAUUGGAUCUUACUCAAGUGCAAACGCCGUUACUUCUUACCUCGACUGUAUGUCUGCUUGUAAUGCCGCGUCCUCUACUGGGUGCGUUGCAUUCACCUACGUUGGAGCUACCGGCGGAUCUGGUUCCGGUGCCUGCUACCUCAAGAACAGCCUGGGAAGCUUCACCACUGCUGGCGGUGCCAACUACAUUGCCGGCAUGGUUGCUACUCAGCCUUCAUCUUCGUCAUCGUCAUCGUCUGUCAGCUCGACCCAGAGCGGAUCGGCCUCCUUUUCGACAGUGAGCUCGACCGCAACCUCUUCGUCCGCCACCUCCUCAGCUUCGAGCAGCCUUUGUCCUUCUGUGGACUCGCAGGACAUCACUGACUCCAACGGAAAGAUUUACACCAUCCGUUGCCAGUCUGAUACCGACGUUGGCUCUUUCGCAAACGCUCAGGCUGCCAACACAUACGCUGACUGCAUGGCCGCUUGCGACUCUACCACUGGAUGUGUCGCAUUCACCUACGUCGGUGGAGCAAAUGGUGUCGGCUCAGGAACGUGUUGGAUGAAGAACAGCCUGGGAAGCGCAACCUCCGCAGGUGGCAACAACUACGUCGCCGGGUUCUUGAAGCAAUCUACUUCGUCGAGCUCAGUUUCGUCUACUUCUUCGAGCUCAGCAUCAUCUGUUUCCUCGAGCUCGGCAUUUUCAAGCACAGCCUCGUCUACCACUACCUCGUCAUCGGCAGCGGCAUCGAGCAGCUCUUCUACCAGCCUUUGCCCGCAAGCAAACGGACAGGUCAUCACUGACUCAAACGGCAACCUUUACAACGUCACAUGCUCUGCCGACAACAGUGUGGGCUCGUACACGAACACGCAGGCUUCUACCUCGUACCUCGACUGCAUGGCAGCCUGUGAUGCCGCUUCUUCUACUGGCUGCCAAGGCUUCACUUACGUUGGUGGAGCUCAAGGAUCUGGCUCAGGUACCUGCUGGCUCAAGCAGAGCAUGGCUGACUACCCUGAUGCCGGCAACAAUGUUGUCUCGGCUGUCAAGGUCGCCAAGUCCAACUCAAACGUUGUGUCUUCUAGCAGCUCAAGCAGUUCGAUCUCUAGUAGCUCGGUCUCGUCGUCAACUGCCUCGUCAUCGACCGCCUCGUCAAGCAGCAUUGUUUCUUCUUCUUCUUCUUCUUCUUCUUCUUCCUCCUCCAGCGUUUCAUCAUCAAGCAGCACCGUCUCUUCAUCCAGCAGCUCUGGUUCGAUCUCGUCGAGCAGCACCGUUUCUUCUUCAUCGAGCACUGCUGCCUCCUCAUCGAGCACUGUUUCUCCCUCUUCGACUGUCUCUCCUACUUCGAGCAGCAGCACCGUUUCUUCCUCGAGCACCGUUUCGUCGUCAAGCACUGUUUCUUCAUCGAGCACUAUUUCCUCCUCCUCCUCAAGCAGUGUUGUUUCGUCUUCCUCGAGCAGCGUGGCAACCACGCUUUCGACAUCCACUGCAUCCGUCUCGGCCACAUCAUCCACUGCUCUUUCGCUUCCCACUGGCUUCUCUUCAUACGGCUGCUUCAUUGACGGAAGCACUCGCGCCAUGGCCUACUCUGCUUACUCCAGAAGUGACAACACUCCCUACAAGUGCGCAUCUACCUGCCAGAGCUUGGGUUACAAGUACGCCGGUACCGAGUACGGCAGCGAGUGUUGGUGCUCAAACGCCGCACCCACGUCCAGCACCAAGGCCACCGACUGCAGCAUGGCUUGCAGCGGCGACAACACNCAGACUUGCGGCGCUGGAAACCGCUUGUCCGUCUACGUCGACAACACUUGGACCUCCAAGUUCAACGCCCGCACCAGCUAUGGCUCGUGGAACUUGAUGGCUUGCUACACUGACAACACAAACGGCCGUGUUCUGCCCACUGCCAUGAGCAUGACUGGCGGUGCCAACAACGCUACCAUCGCCAACUGCCUUGACGCCUGCGCAAGAAGCGGUUUGAGUGUUUGCGGUGCUGAGUACUACCAAGAGUGCUAUGGUGGCAAGGUCGCCCCCAACAACAACCUGAUCGCUGGUUCAGAUCCUCUGGCCGCUGGUUGCAACUACCCUUGCAGCGGCAACAAGACCGAGGCAUGUGGUGGAUCCAACAAGAUCUUGGUCUACAUCAACAACGGCACCGCAUCUGCUCGUCGCCAUUAA
Aureobasidium uvarum is the source of this 4548-nucleotide messenger RNA. The record is from the annotation of a GenBank genome assembly. Lineage: Eukaryota; Fungi; Ascomycota; Dothideomycetes; Dothideales; Saccotheciaceae.